GGCAGAUAACGAACAUUAUUUGUCGAUAAGUGAUCUUGUAGAAAAAAGUGUUAUUAUCUAUUUUUUUUUGUGAACAAAUCUGUAUUGCGGAGUAGUUUUAUAGGAGCGACGUACAAGUCGUGCAGUAGUGGUAGUAUAAGAAGAAGCCACUGCUCUAAAUCAAACCGUACAAGAUGGGAUCUUUAUUGCGGGGUGAGGAUAUGGUCCUCAUCCAAAUGUACAUUCAGCCCGAAUCUGCUUAUCUGAUUACCGCACAUUUGGGCGAAAGUGGAUGUGUUCAAUUUAUAGAUCUUAAUCCCGAGGUUAACUCCUUCCAAAGAGAACACGCUUAUCAAAUUAAAAGAAUUAGCGAAAUGGAGAGGGAACUCAGGUACAUCGAGUCAGAAAUCAAGAAGAGAAACAUCAGGAUAUUUGAUAUAGUCGAUAUACCGACCGCCCCUAAUCCUCGCGAACUCGGAGAUCUAGAGGCUUACAUUGAAAAGACAGCGCUCGAUAUUCGUGAAUUAACGACAGCCGCAACGACCCUAAAAAUGGAAUAUUAUCAAAAAGUGCUUGAGAAAAAUGUGCUACUCAAGGCCCAAUUGUUUUUCAGUCAACAAGAAGAGGCCAUUUACAAUGAAUAUACUCCAGAAGAGAUGAGAAAUGCAUCACAGUUAGGUUUUAUUGGAGGUGUUAUCGCUAAGGAUAAAUUUUUCUCUUUUGAGCGUUUAAUGUGGAGAAUAGGAAGGGGCAAUAUUUUCGUACGUCAAGCUGAUAUUAAUGAACUUAUCACAGAUCCGACCACGGAAAAAGAAAGUCCUUACACUGCAUUCGUAGUGUUUUUCCAAGGCGAACAAUUAGACGCCAAAAUUAAUAAAGUCUGUGCAGGAUACAAAGCCACAACUAUAGAAAUCCCCGUUACUCCAACUGUCCGUAAUGAACGUAUCAAUCGUAUAUCCGCUGAGGUGCAAGAUAUUAAAGUCGUGAUCAACCAAACCGAAGAUCACAUAGGCAGACUGUUAUUUGCUGUGGCAAAAGACAUACAAAACUGGUCGAUAGUCGUUUGCAAAAUGAAAGCAAUUUAUGACACGUUGAACAUGUUUAGCGCCGACGUCAGUAAAAAGUGUAUAAUUGCGGAAGGUUGGGUACCCGUCAAUGAUCUUCCGAAGGUACAACAUGCUCUUGAUUUAGGAUCGGGAGCUUAUGGCAGUUCGGUGCACUCAUUUUAUAAUGUUCUGAACACAAAACAGACCCCUCCUACUUAUAAUAGAACUAACAAAUUCACGCAAGGUUUUCAGAAUUUAAUAUCCGCUUAUGCUUUUGGUACCUAUGGGGAGUUAAAUCCUGCUCUUUACACAAUUGUAACAUUCCCAUUUUUAUUUGCCAUUAUGUUUGGCGAUUUGGGACACGGCAUAAUAAUGGCGGCAUUUGGUGCUUGGCUGGUUAUCGAUGAGAAAAAAAUCGACGCUCAAAAAAACAAAAACGAGAUAUUUGGAAUAUUCUUUUCAGGAAGAUACAUUAUCCUUAUGAUGGGACUGUUUUCUAUGUACACCGGCCUCAUAUAUAACGACAUAUUCUCAAGAUCAAUGAACAUUUUCGGAAGUAAAUGGAAGGUAGAUCAGACGGACCUAAUCGCACAAGGGAUUAACGUAUCGGUAUUACAAACAGACGACAGUACUUUGAAGGCUAUGUUGGUUCCUAAAAAUAGUUACGACGGAGAACCUUACUAUAUGGGUUUAGAUCCCGCUUGGCAGGAUGCUGACAAUAAAAUUAUAUUUUUAAACUCGUUGAAAAUGAAAUUGUCUAUUAUAAUUGGGGUUAUCCAUAUGAUUUUUGGAGUUGUCCUCAGCGUCGUUAACUUCAUGCACUUUAAAAAACCCAUGCAUAUUUUGCUGGAUUUCUUACCAAAAAUCUUGUUCUUCAGUUUCCUUUUCGUCUACAUGGUCAUAAUGAUAUUUAUGAAGUGGCUAAACUAUAGUGGCAUGAACGACAACACCGAAGAUAUUGCCCAUAGUUCAGGAUGUGCUCCAAAUGUGCUGAUCUAUUUUAUCGGAAUGAUGUUAUUUAAGGCUGCCGAUGAAAAAGAGAACUGUAACCAGUACCUGUUCGAAGGUCAGGAAAUGCUUCAACACGUACUAGUAGUUUUGGCUCUGGUGUGCAUUCCUUGGAUGUUGCUCGGUGCACCGUUAUAUGAAAAUUUUGCAAAGAAGAAAAAAACUCCACAGUCAACAAAUCAAAACGGUCAUGCAGGCCAUCACGAUUCGGAAACACCGGCAACUUCAGCACUUUCAGAGGAGGAAGAGCACGACGAACCCUUUAGUGAGUUAAUGGUCCACGCCGGAAUUCACACAAUUGAAUUCACGUUGAGUACAGUUUCACAUACGGCGUCUUACCUUCGUUUGUGGGCCUUAUCAUUAGCUCAUGCACAAUUGUCAGAGGUAUUAUGGACUAUGGUCUUCAGGCGUGCCUUAGUGACAUUAUCAAUACCCUAUUACGGAGGUAUUAUUAUAUUUGUUAUAUUUGCGGUAUGGGCAGCGAUUACGGUAGCGAUUUUGGUGCUUAUGGAGGGACUUUCCGCUUUCUUGCACACACUUCGUUUACACUGGGUAGAAUUUAUGACCAAGUUCUUUGACGGUCAGGGAUACGAGUUUGAACCUUUUAGUUUCAAGAGGAUUUUUGAACAAGAGGAAGAAGCUGCUCGCGAAUAAACAAUUGUGUACUUUUCUUUAUUUUAAUACAUGAAUUAAUUUUUGAAUUUAAUCACGAAUAAAAUAAUGUAGUUCUGCCAA
This is a messenger RNA of Anthonomus grandis grandis, 2768 nucleotides long. Its product is annotated as V-type proton ATPase 116 kDa subunit a 1-like. Gene Ontology annotation, biological process: proton transmembrane transport; vacuolar acidification. Gene Ontology annotation, molecular function: ATPase binding; proton-transporting ATPase activity, rotational mechanism. Bases 174 to 2687 code for a protein of 837 amino acids. The transcript is spliced from 15 exons. Gene Ontology annotation, cellular component: vacuolar proton-transporting V-type ATPase complex; vacuolar proton-transporting V-type ATPase, V0 domain; plasma membrane. NCBI's taxonomy places the organism in Eukaryota, Metazoa, Arthropoda, Insecta, Coleoptera, Curculionidae. The record is from RefSeq and is a predicted model, not a curated record.